Messenger RNA from Prorocentrum cordatum, 685 nucleotides. The record is from the annotation of a GenBank genome assembly. NCBI's taxonomy places the organism in Eukaryota, Dinophyceae, Prorocentrales, Prorocentraceae.
GCUCAGACAUUCAUUGUUGGCAUCUGACCGCCUUGUUCCUUUCCGAUUUCAUCACUUGGCAUCGAACCUCAUUUUAGUUCAAAGGACUCCAGUUUCAGUCUUUCAGGAUGUCCAAGGGUGAGGUUCCGGUCAAGGCGCUAGCAGCGAUCGGCGGCACGGCCGUGGCCGCCCUGGUUUUGAAGAAGUACUACGACAGUCAGCAGGGGAACUUCCUCGUCAAGGAGAUUCCAUUCGGCGAGGUGUCGCCUGCCAUCCUACAGGCCAUCAAGAAGGCGAGGGCCGAGCACAAGAUGAAGAUGGAGAGCCCUUCGACGGCUGCUCGGGGGCGCUGCACGUGGCAUACCAGUUCGCGGAGACGCUGCGCGCUGCGCCCCCUCGGCCGGGCCUGGCGAGCGAGCACUCUCUGCCGUUGCCGUGAUAACAGGGCGGCGGAAGCAUGAGCUUCGGGAUGUCCGUGCGGACUUCUCGGUCAGCGCUGGACCCCCUCCCCGCACCCCCUGGGCGCCGCCCCCGGCGCGCUCCGCGCGCGGGGGGCUGGGGAAGGGCUGCAGGGGCGGUGGUCCGGCGCCAGCCCGUGCAGCCCACCGCAGACCCCCGGACGUCGAUUCCGGCUGCCUGCGGCGACCCCUGCCAGCGUGACAGUGCAACAGCGCAGCAGGACCGAGGCUGAGUGCAGGAGAAGCGC